ACGAGCAGUAGGAUAACAUGGAGUCGGGCAAGAUGGCGCCUCCCAAGAACGCUCCGAGAGAUGCGUUGGUGAUGGCACAGAUCCUGAAGGAUAUGGGAAUUACGGAGUACGAACCAAGGGUUAUAAAUCAAAUGUUGGAAUUUGCUUUCCGAUAUGUGACUUCAAUUCUGGAUGAUGCAAAAAUUUAUUCAAGCCAUGCUAAGAAACCUAAUGUUGAUGCAGAUGAUGUGAGACUGGCAAUCCAGUGUCGGGCUGACCAAUCUUUUACCUCUCCUCCCCCGAGAGAUUUUUUACUGGAUAUUGCAAGACAGAAAAAUCAAACCCCUUUACCACUGAUUAAGCCAUAUGCAGGACCCAGACUGCCACCUGACAGAUACUGCUUAACUGCUCCAAACUAUAGGCUAAAGUCCUUAAUUAAAAAGGGACCUAACCAAGGAAGACUAGUUCCACGGUUAAGUGUUGGUGCUGUUAGUAGCAGACCUACCACUCCUACUAUAGCAACCCCACAAACAGUGUCUGUCCCAAAUAAAGUUGCACCUCCAGUGUCAGUGACAAGCCAAAGAUUUACGGUGCAGAUUCCACCUUCUCAGUCCACACCUGUCAAACCAGUUCCUGCAACAACUGCAGUUCAAAAUGUUCUGCUUAAUCCUUCAAUGAUUGGGCCCAAAAAUAUUCUUAUUACCACCAACAUGGUUUCAUCACAGAACACGGCCAAUGAAUCAAACCCACUGAAGAGAAAACAUGAAGAUGAUGACAAUGAUACUAUGUAAGGAAUAUAGUGUAGUCUCUAUGCAUUUCAAACGUGUAGUUGGUUUUGAGCCCAGUAUACCAAACUAGAACAUUCUUGAUCGAAAACUUAAAUGUAGCUGCAAUAUCUUUCACCUUAAAGUGUUAUAUUUAUUUCUUAAGGGUACCAAUGUUUUUUCAUUAGGCUUCAAGUAUAAAAAGUUAAGUGCUUGUUUUUUAAUGGUUUCAUUAAUGUUGAGUCCUGCUACGGUAAUUCUAUUUUUGGAAGCAGUUUUCUGCAAUGUAUCUGACAGCAACACUUAAGUUUCACUUUCUACAGCCUGAUCAGUGGACUAAUCUUUAACAGCCUAAUUUCUAAUCUAUAUUUAAAUACUUCUUUUGUAAGAUAAAAUAGUCACUUUUAUUGUCACCAACUUUUUUGAUCAGAUCUCUCAAUUUAGCAAAUAUUUUUGGAGAGGUUGGAUUUAGAGGGAUUCUAAAUCCAUUCUGAAUAUAUUUAAGCUGUUUCUUGAUGUUCCCUAACCUCCCACCUCCUCAGCCCCAUUUCUAGAUCCCAUUCAUUUUCUGCACCACCUCCUCCCCACAGGCUUAGGUUUCUCCCUAUUGCUCUUAAAUUUAAAAGGCCAAAACUGGAACUUUAGGAAUAUAAUUCCUGAUAAUACAGCUCAGUGUCAUUUUCAUAUUUUUAAAACCUGCUUUACAUGCCUGAUGGUCUAUGGUUCACUUUAACCAGAAGGUUUGCAUUUGCUGUUUUUCUCUCCAUACCAGAGCAGUUGGGUUUUAUCCCUUGCCUUUUAUGCCCAUUGAGCAUUACUCUGCUUUUGACAGGUAGUUUGGGGUCAGUUACAUUCAGUUUCAGUCUUAUAUUCCAAGUUGAUAACUCCACCGUAUUUCACAAUUUGAAAUUUAACACAAAAGAUGCUAUAGCUUAAAAUCUGCCUUGAUAAGUAUACUUACACUGGACCUAGGCAAAACCACUGAAGAGCAAGUGUUUUGUUCCUUUUUACCAUACAUAUAUAUGCUUUGAUCACUACUGCUUGAACCCCCCUGUUGGUAUAAUUCAGAUUUUUCCAGCUUAUUGCUGAGGAUGUCACACAUAAGAUGGGAUCAAACCUGAAAGUUUUCUAAUGGUUUUCCUUCCUCUAGAAGGCCAACACAAACAAAUUAGUGUGAUGUGACUUGCGUUUAGGUGCACUCUGCAUAGGCUUCCCAGUAAUGUUGCUAAACACCUUUCCCUAUUUUCCAUUUACACACAUCUAAACAUCUUAUUGAGAAAGACUGCAAAGCUUUCAAAAAUAUAAACAGGCUUGUGUUGUUUUUGUUUAAGUAAGUUUGACAUAUUCAACAUAGGAAUACUUUUGCAGAAUUUCUACAAUAAAUUUUUAUAUCAUAAUUUAGAACUUAUAGCCAAGGAUCCUCAAAACUGAAAACACAAGUAAGUUUUAUCUUAGGAUGGUGCUUGAUACAUCAAAGAGGAAUAGUCCAGUAACAGGGAAGAAUAUCUCAUCAAAACUGUGAUUCAGUGUUUUUGGAUAUUAGGAAAAGGUGAUACCAGACUUAUAAAAAUAGAUCUGAUCAUCAUAGGAGAGAAAUGUUCAUUAUAUAGCAUAGGAUGCCAUUACUUGAAUGUUCUCAGGGAGGCAUGUCAAAAGGCCUAGGUUCUAGUCCUGGCUCCAUCGCUAACCAACUGUGUGACCUUACUUCACCCAUGAGCCUUGUUCUCCUCACUAGUAAUAGGAAAAUAACACCAACCCUGCCUACCUCACAGGGAUGUUGUGAGGGUUUAACUGGUAUAUGUGAAAGUUCUUUCAAAAUUGUAAAAAUGCUGUAUAACUCUAAGGAAUUGUUAACGUAUUUGUUCCAAGAUUAUUAAUAAAAAAUUGAACUUA
Balaenoptera ricei (Rice's whale) is the source of this 2636-nucleotide messenger RNA. RefSeq names its product TATA-box binding protein associated factor 9b (gene TAF9B). Gene Ontology annotation, cellular component: transcription factor TFIID complex. The record is from RefSeq and is a predicted model, not a curated record. The transcript is spliced from 7 exons. Bases 18 to 770 code for a protein of 250 amino acids. Gene Ontology annotation, molecular function: protein heterodimerization activity; RNA polymerase II general transcription initiation factor activity. NCBI's taxonomy places the organism in Eukaryota, Metazoa, Chordata, Mammalia, Artiodactyla, Balaenopteridae. Gene Ontology annotation, biological process: DNA-templated transcription initiation.